AUGUGGAAAAGAGGACCGGACUGGCUGAUGCAAAUCGAAGAGAACUGGCCAAAAAGUGAAAUUGAGAUCCAGGAUAACAGUACAGAAAAUCAGGUAGUAGUACUCGUAGCUAAAACGAAGGAGCGAUCGGAACUCUGGGAGCGAUAUUCAUCACUAACUAAUCUGCUCAGAUUCGUGGCUUACUGUCUCCCGAUAGUAAAUAAUUUACGUAAGCCUACGAAGCUGUCUGGGCUACUAUCAGUGGAUGAAUUACACCAAGCUUGGAAAAAAGCCAUCUCUCUGGUCCAGCGAGAAGAAUUCGAUGAGGAGAUCGAGAAGCUGUCAACAAACGAAGAGAUAACAGCAAGGUCAAAGAUAAAGAAAUUGUGUCCUGUAUUGGAAGGGGAAUUCUUGCGCGUCGGGAUUAGAAUCAAAAAUGUGGAUGUAGGAUUUUAUAAAAAACACCCCAUAAUAUUGCCAAAAACUCAUCCGAUCACAGAUCUCGUGAUCAGGGAAUACCAUGCAAAAAUGUUUCACCCAGGAAUUAACGCUACAUUAUACGCGAUUCGAGACAGGUAUUGGAUCAUAGAUGGUAGAGUUGCGGUCAGAACAAUACUGCAUGCAUGUGAGAGAUGUUUCCGAGCCAAGCCCAAAGAAAUAUCCUACUUGAUGGGUGAUUUGCCAAAGGCGGUUCAUUUAGAAUUAGUAGGAGAAUUAUCAUCUGAUGCUUUUUUAGUUUGUUUAAGAAGAUUUUUUGCUCGCAGAGCCAAAGCUAGAGCUAUGUACUCUGACAACGGCACCAAUUUUGUAGGUGCAAACAACGAGAUGAAGGAACUUUACAGCCUCCUUAAAUCGAGAGAGUUUAAUGAAAAAACUACAAAUUUCUUAAGUAUUGAAGGUGUCGAAUGGCAUUUUUUACCACCAAGGACUCCUCAUUUUGGAGGAAUCUGGGAGGCGGCUGUGAAGUCCCUAAAACAUCAUAUGAGGCGAACUUUGUUUGAUACGUUGUUCAGUCAUGAAGAAUUAUGCACUUAUUUGAGCGAAAUCGAAGCGAUUUUAAAUUCUAGACCACUUACUCCUAUGUCAUCAGAUCAGAAUGAUUUUGAAGUUUUAACUCCAGGGCAUUUUUUAAUAGGCCAGUCGUUUAUGAGCGUCCCCACAUUUGACUUGUCAGCAAUUAAACCUAAUUUAAUUAAAAUAGGCUCAUCAGUCGUUUUAAAGGAUGAGAACUUGACACCGCUACGAUGGGCUUUAGAUCGAGUUCUUGAGACUCAUUCUGGCGAAGAUGGAAUUGUACAAGUAGUUACUCUUAAAGCCGAAAAGGGAAUAUUUAAGAGAGGAGUGAAAAAGGUGUCGACCUCUUCCGAUAGAAAUUGA
This is a messenger RNA of Belonocnema kinseyi, 1356 nucleotides long. RefSeq lists its product as uncharacterized. Lineage: Eukaryota; Metazoa; Arthropoda; Insecta; Hymenoptera; Cynipidae. Gene Ontology annotation, biological process: DNA integration. Gene Ontology annotation, molecular function: nucleic acid binding. The record is from RefSeq and is a predicted model, not a curated record. The transcript is spliced from 3 exons. The coding region runs from base 1 to 1356 and encodes 451 amino acids.